AUGGCCAAAAAAAAGGCACCCUCAAUCCACUCCCGCGCCGCUCGUCGCGCAACAGACAUCGACAUCGACACCGACAAGUCCCUAAAAGAAGUCAAACCUCCUCCCCGCGAUGCACCCCAUCGUCCUUCUGUUCUAGCAGCGCAACACUCCGCUGGUAUUACCAAGAAGGCCAAGCGCGGUCGCAAAGAGAAAAUGUCUGCAAAGGCUAGAAGACGUCAUGAGAAGGGUCUUGAGAUGGCUGCUGCUAUUGUGGAGCGUACCAAGAAUAAGGUUGAGAAGAGUAAGGGCCGGGGGAGGAAUAUUCAGCAGAGAAGUAAGAAUUGGGAUGAGAUCAACAGAGCUGCUGAGGAGGCUGAGGGUGCGGAGAGUGAUGAGGAGGUAAAGCAGCGUGGAGUCGAUGUGGAUGAGGAUAUGGAUGUUGCGGAAGAAGAGACGUCGACGGCACCUGUUGCAGAGGUCACCACUCCUGCAGCGGUACCUCUACCUGCGGAUGACGACGGUGAUGAGAUCCUAUAG
Molecule: messenger RNA, 516 nt
Organism: Fusarium redolens
Lineage: Eukaryota; Fungi; Ascomycota; Sordariomycetes; Hypocreales; Nectriaceae
Product: Alb1-domain-containing protein
Exons: 2
Coding region: 1-516 (171 amino acids)
Biological process (GO): ribosomal large subunit export from nucleus
Cellular component (GO): nucleolus; preribosome, large subunit precursor
Source: RefSeq, a predicted model, not a curated record